This is a messenger RNA of Prorocentrum cordatum, 154 nucleotides long. Lineage: Eukaryota; Dinophyceae; Prorocentrales; Prorocentraceae. The record is from the annotation of a GenBank genome assembly.
GUCGCCACCGAGGCCGUGGGCGCAGCCGCAGACACGGGGGCCACCGCCGGCGAGGCCGCGGACGGCCAGCAGGCGCCCCUGCCCUCGGAGGGGGGCAGCCAGGUGGACACGGACGUGGCGUCGCGGGCCCUCUUCGAGCAGGCGGCGCAGCUGA